UAAAGCAGUCAACAACCAGCGGCGCGCCAUAUUCAACGCUUUGAGUCAGGACUACUUUUUCUUGCGGGAUUAAAUGUGUAAUACAUUCUUUAUUUAUUGAACUGUUUAUUAUUACUAGUAUUUAUUACGUCUGUAAGUAAGAAUGGACUGUGUGGAUUUCCCAAGAGUUCUGCCAAAUUCCCCCAGAAAAGCCCGCGGACAGAUUCAGGUCAUCUUUGGACCCAUGUUUUCAGGAAAAAGCACUGAACUGAUGCGAAGAGUGCGCCGGUUCCAGAUCGCCCAGUACAACUGCCUGGUGAUCAAAUAUGCCAAAGACACACGUUAUUCUGACAGUGGCAUGGCCACACAUGACAGAAGCACAAUGGAAGCGGUACCUGCAAGUUCUCUGGGAGAAAUUCGUCCUCUAGCAUUACAAGUCUGUGUCAUUGGAAUUGAUGAAGGCCAGUUUUUUCCAGACACGGUGGAGUUUUGUGAAGAGAUGGCCAAUUUAGGGAAGACGAUCAUUGUUGCUGCUUUGGAUGGAACCUUCCAGAGAAAACCAUUUGGAAACAUCCUGAACCUCAUCCCUCUAGCGGAGAGCGUCGUGAAGCUCCACGCCGUCUGCAUGCAGUGUUACAAAGAAGCUGCCUACACCAAGAGGAUAGGAGCAGAGAAGGAGGUGGAAGUGAUUGGUGGAGCUGACAAGUAUCAGGCGGUGUGCAGAAAGUGUUAUGGAGGUCUGUUUGUGGACAAAGAGAACAAUGCUCCCUUCAGGAACGAAACCCCACAACAAGUCCUCUCGGGGAAACUCAUAGACUCCGCGAUUCCCAGGAAGCUUUUCUCUUCUCUCCAUCUCUGAACACAAAAAUAAGACUAAUGUAUAUAAUGUGUGUUUUGUUUGUUUUGUGUGUGAUUGAGCGAGCCUUAACUUUCACUUCCUGGUAUUUUAAAUACCUUUUAGUUUCUGCUAACAAAUUGGGAUUUGAUCAGCCCAAUUCAUUUUCUUUUAAGCUUUUGUGUUUGUAUUUUAUGUGUUAUGUUUUACAUGAUAUGACCAUGCACUUGAAAACCCUGAAUGAGUGACCGAACUAAUAACACAAUGUCAAAGGUUACACUAAACUGUGGUUGUUUGGGAUUAUCUUAACGUCUUUAACUGUAGCAGUAUCCUGUCAAAGGUUUUUAAUUAUUUACUGUAUAAAAAUGUAUUUUCUGGGAACAUUCAUAAAGAAAAUAUCCUUUGUGGAUGGUUUUGCCCAUGUUCUUUUUGGCAGGUCAAGAGUAGUUUUAAGUAAUAUUCAAAUUCCAUCAUAUCAGUUGGGAGAUUAUCCUUUUCCUCAUUUUAAAAUUUACAGUAAAUGAUUUUAACUUUAGCACACUGCUGUGCGAUGGGUAACUGAAUGCCCUCCCACGUGACAGAGGACCAAAAUAACCUGUUUAAAUCCUGGCAGGCUCUGAGGCUGCGCAGCGAGCUGGUGGGUCGGAAUGGAAAAAGUAUAUCAUCCCUACAAUAUAAAACCUGUAUUAAUGCAGAACACAGAUGCAACAAUAUCAUUAAUAUAACUGAACAGCCUGUAGAUGAUUUUAUUCUGACAUUACAAAAAGUAAAGACAAGGGAGCACAUGGCAAUUUAACAACCGUCAUAAGAGGAAAAUAGAAAAACAAAUCAAACUCGCCAGUGUUUUUGCCAGUUUUUAUAAAACUAUUUUAAGCAUCACAAAUCACCCAUCCACUAAUCUUAAACAUGGACCUUCAUGAAAUCUAAAUGGAAAAUUUACAAAUAUCAAAUAAAUUUAGCAAAAAUGUCAGAUGUGCCACAAAAUAUUAAUUGCAUUACCUUGUUACCAUAACAAAGCUAUAUUUGGACAGUAAAUCUAAAAGGCACAAUUGAGAGAUUUCCUGUCAGUUAAUUGAUUUAAGUUGUGUGAUGACGAGCUGCAGUCUUCACCAGCAGAUAGAUAUAUGGAUUUUAAUUGUUGACUGAAGAACAGAGUCAACUGAUUUUUCCAGAGCAUUAAAAUCAGCCUUUGCAAAAAAAAAA
Messenger RNA from Anoplopoma fimbria (sablefish), 2017 nucleotides. It is a transcript of the gene tk1, whose product is annotated as thymidine kinase 1, soluble. The transcript has 7 exons. Gene Ontology annotation, biological process: thymidine metabolic process. Gene Ontology annotation, molecular function: ATP binding; thymidine kinase activity. NCBI's taxonomy places the organism in Eukaryota, Metazoa, Chordata, Actinopteri, Perciformes, Anoplopomatidae. The coding region runs from base 143 to 838 and encodes 231 amino acids. The record is from RefSeq and is a predicted model, not a curated record.